AAUAAUAAUAAUAAUAAUAAUAAUAAUAAUAAUAAUAAUAAUAAUAAUAAUAAUAAUAAUAAUAAUAAUAAUAAUAAUAAUAAUAAUAAUAAUAAUAAUAAUAAUAAUAAUAAUAAUAAUAAUAAUAAUAAUAAUAAUAAUAAUAAUAAUAAUAAUAAUAAUAAUAAUAAUAAUAAUAAUAAUAAUAAUAAUAAUAAUAAUAAUAAUAAUAAUAAUAAUAAUAAUAAUAAUAAUAAUAAUAAUAAUAAUAAUAAUAAUAAUAAUAAUAAUAAUAAUAAUAAUAAUAAUAAUAAUAAUAAUAAUAAUAAUAAUAAUAAUAAUAAUAAUAAUAAUAAUAAUAAUAAUAAUAAUAAUAAUAAUAAUAAUAAUAAUAAUAAUAAUAAUAAUAAUAAUAAUAAUAAUAAUAAUAAUAAUAAUAAUAAUAAUAAUAAUAAUAAUAAUAAUAAUAAUAAUAAUAAUAAUAAUAAUAAUAAUAAUAAUAAUAAUAAUAAUAAUAAUAAUAAUAAUAAUAAUAAUAAUAAUAAUAAUAAUAAUAAUAAUAAUAAUAAUAAUAAUAAUAAUAAUAAUAAUAAUAAUAAUAAUAAUAAUAAUAAUAAUAAUAAUAAUAAUAAUAAUAAUAAUAAUAAUAAUAAUAAUAAUAAUAAUAAUAAUAAUAAUAAUAAUAAUAAUAAUAAUAAUAAUAAUAAUAAUAAUAAUAAUAAUAAUAAUAAUAAUAAUAAUAAUAAUAAUAAUAAUAAUAAUAAUAAUAAUAAUAAUAAUAAUAAUAAUAAUAAUAAUAAUAAUAAUAAUAAUAAUAAUAAUAAUAAUAAUAAUAAUAAUAAUAAUAAUAAUAAUAAUAAUAAUAAUAAUAAUAAUAAUAAUAAUAAUAAUAAUAAUAAUAAUAAUAAUAAUAAUAAUAAUAAUAAUAAUAAUAAUAAUAAUAAUAAUAAUAAUAAUAAUAAUAAUAAUAAUAAUAAUAAUAAUAAUAAUAAUAAUAAUAAUAAUAAUAAUAAUAAUAAUAAUAAUAAUAAUAAUAAUAAUAAUAAUAAUAAUAAUAAUAAUAAUAAUAAUAAUAAUAAUAAUAAUAAUAAUAAUAAUAAUAAUAAUAAUAAUAAUAAUAAUAAUAAUAAUAAUAAUAAUAAUAAUAAUAAUAAUAAUAAUAAUAAUAAUAAUAAUAAUAAUAAUAAUAAUAAUAAUAAUAAUAAUAAUAAUAAUAAUAAUAAUAAUAAUAAUAAUAAUAAUAAUAAUAAUAAUAAUAAUAAUAAUAAUAAUAAUAAUAAUAAUAAUAAUAAUAAUAAUAAUAAUAAUAAUAAUAAUAAUAAUAAUAAUAAUAAUAAUAAUAAUAAUAAUAAUAAUAAUAAUAAUAAUAAUAAUAAUAAUAAUAAUAAUAAUAAUAAUAAUAAUAAUAAUAAUAAUAAUAAUAAUAAUAAUAAUAAUAAUAAUAAUAAUAAUAAUAAUAAUAAUAAUAAUAAUAAUAAUAAUAAUAAUAAUAAUAAUAAUAAUAAUAAUAAUAAUAAUAAUAAUAAUAAUAAUAAUAAUAAUAAUAAUAAUAAUAAUAAUAAUAAUAAUAAUAAUAAUAAUAAUAAUAAUAAUAAUAAUAAUAAUAACGGCGAU
This is a messenger RNA of Malaya genurostris, 1593 nucleotides long. RefSeq names its product GATA zinc finger domain-containing protein 14-like. The annotation marks the transcript as partial. NCBI's taxonomy places the organism in Eukaryota, Metazoa, Arthropoda, Insecta, Diptera, Culicidae. The record is from RefSeq and is a predicted model, not a curated record. The transcript has a single exon.